This is a messenger RNA of Porites lobata, 2424 nucleotides long. NCBI's taxonomy places the organism in Eukaryota, Metazoa, Cnidaria, Anthozoa, Scleractinia, Poritidae. The record is from the annotation of a GenBank genome assembly.
AUGCUUUUACCAAACCAACGAAUACUUGCAGUCCUAAUCCAAAAAGAUUCGUAUAAUUACAACUACCAAAAGCAUGAACCCUCAGGAUUUUGUUUUUAUAUAAAAGGAGUAGUAGAUACAAUAUUUGAACCAAUUAUUUACACAAAAACUAAAGACAGUGAUGAUGUAGCUAAGAUAUUUGUUGAUAAACUUGCAAAAGUAACCAAUAAGAUAUAUAAUGAUUUUUAUCGUAGACCAAUACCUCUUAGACUAACACGAGCCGAACAAAAAUCAUUUGAUGAAGCUGAAACCUGUCAUAUUUGUAAGAAAGAAUUAUUAGAUGAUAAAGUUAGAGAUCAUUGUCAUUUUACUGGUCAGUACCGUGGUGCAGCUCAUAACAGUUGUAAUCUUCAGUGUCGAAAGCUAAUGAUUCUUCCAGUUAUAUUUCAUAAUCUUCAAGAAUAUGAUGCUCAUUUGUUUAUAAAACAACUUGCUUGUUUACCAGGUGAGUUAAACUGUAUUCCAUCAACAGAGGAAAAAUAUAUUUCCUUUUCUAAAAAGAUUAAAGUUGAUGAGUACAGGUCUAGACGCAAUGGAGAAAUGAUUCCAUUAUAUUUUGAAAUACGAUUUAUUGAUUCAUUUAAGUUUCUUCAAACAUCACUUGCUAAUCUAGUUGGAAAUAAUUUACAACCAGAUGAUUUUCAUAAUACAAAACAAAUAUUUAAGGAAAAUGUAGGCCUACUAACUCGUAAGGGAGUUUAUCCUUAUGACUAUGUUUCAUCAUUUGAAAAACUAUCCGAAACACAAUUACCUCCAAAAGAAGAAUUCUAUUCAAAGCUAAAUGAUGAAGACAUAACUGAUGAUGAUUACCAAUAUGCUAAAAAUGUAUGGAAUACUUUUGAAUGUAAAUCAAUAAGAGAUUAUCGUAAUCUUUACCUAAAGUCUGAUGUCCUACUUUUAUCAGAUGUAUUUGAAAACUUUAGAAAAACUUGUUUGAAACAUUAUAAUCUAGAUCCAGCUCAUUAUUACACAUCUCCUGGACUUGCUUGGGAUGCAUGUCUCAAAGAAACAGGCCAAGAAUUACAACUGUUGCAUAACUAUGAUAUGUUGAUGAUGUUUGAGCGAGGUAUUCGUGGUGGAAUAUCUCAUAUAUCAAAAAGAUAUGCAGUAGCAAAUAACAAAUAUAUGAAAAAUUACGAUCCUAAUGAGGAGUCUAGUUAUAUUCAAUAUCUUGAUGCAAACAAUCUUUACGGAUGGGCAAUGUCACAACAACUUCCAACACAUGGAUUUAAAUGGAUGAGAAACCUAACAAAAGACACUGUAAUGGAUAUCUUGGAUAAAGCAAAUCAUAGUAUGUCAAAUCGUGGAAGAAAAGGAUAUAUAUUUGAAGUAGAUUUGGAAUAUCCUUCAAACCUGUGGGAAUCACAUAAUGACUAUCCACUUGCACCUGAAAAGAUGAUUGUUAAUGGUGUUGAAAACCUAAUUUGUCAUUUUAAACCAAGAAAAAACUAUGUUGUACAUUAUCGGAAUUUCAGGCAAUAUCUUGAGAUGGGCAUGACAAUAACUGCUGUUCACAGAGGAAUAUCAUUCUAUCAAAGUUCUUGGAUGGAACCUUACAUAAGAAAAAAUACAGAACUUCGAAAAACAGCAGCCAAUAGUUUUGAGAAAGACUUUUUCAAACUAAUGAAUAAUUCCGUAUUUGGAAAAACAAUAGAAAACAUAAGGAAAAGACAGAAUAUAUUUCUUAUUGAUGAUCGUAAGAAAGCUGCCAAACUAUCAAGUCGUCCAAACUUUGAUAGAGCAACAAUAUUUGAUAAAAAUCUUAUUGCGGUUCAUAUGAAAAAAACAGAAGUGUAUUUUAACAAACAAGUAUAUGUUGGACAAGCAAUACUUGAUCUGUCAAAAACAUUAAUGUUUGAUUUUCAUUAUAACUAUAUUCAGAAGAAAUAUAAACACAAGGCUGAGUUAUUGUUUACAGAUACCGAUAGCUUGAUGUUUCAGAUUUACACAGAUGAUUUUUACAAAGAUAUACCCUGUGAUAUAUUAGAGAAGUUUGACACAUCUGAUUAUCCUCCUAAUCAUCCAUCUGGAAUACCAACAGGAGUUAACAAAAAAGUAAUAGGGAUGUUUAAAGAUGAAGUAGCAGGAAAACAAAUAACUUGUUUCGUUGGAUUGCGACCCAGACUUUACAGUUUUAGAAUUGAAGAAGAUAAAGAAGUACGUAAAUGUAAAGGAAUAAAGAAAAAUGUUAUAAAAAAGAAAUUAGAUUUUGAUGACUAUGUUCAAUGUUUAUUUUUGGGUAAAAAACAAAUGAGAAAAACGAAAAUAAUAAGAAGUGAAAAUCAUGAUAUAUAUUCAAAAGAAGUUAACAAAAUAGCUCUAAGUAAUGAAGAUGAUAAACGCACGGUGAUUGAAGACAAAGUGAAUACGAUGGCUUUAAGAUAA